UCGCUCCAUUCGUCAGCCAAAAUGCGGUCAACGUUCUUGCUGCUAGGCCUUUGUCUCGCCUCUGCGACCAUGGCCGGCGUAGACAAAGUUGAUGAGAAGGACAUCAGCACCAUGGAUCUCCUGCCGCCUACGACCGCAUCGGCCGCUCCUACCUCUGCUGCACCGUCCAACACCGUCACCUCCGAGACUUCGUCGCCUUCGCAGACCUCGACCACCACCAGCUCUAGUAGCCGCGAAUCGUCCUCCACCACUUCCACGUCUUCCACCUCGACGACGGAGACGUCGUCUCCUCCGGAACCAGUCACGACGCACACUUCGCAAACCUCUCACACGACAACCCAGCCCCCAACCUCCACGACGGAGCCGCCAUCGACAACUGCUCCCGCAGACAGUUCGUCUGCCACCUCCGAAACCAGUGCACCUCUGAUCACUGUGACCACCAUCAAGACCAUCAGCGGGACUCCUGUCGCGCAGACUUUCACAUCGUCUGCUCCGGCCGAGACGGCGCCCCCGAGUCUCAGCGCGAGCAGCGGAGACUCCGGUAGUUCAGGACUUAGCACGGGCGCCAAGAAGACCAUCAUUGGUGUGGUGGUUGGCGUCGGUGGCGCCAUCGUCGUUGCGGGCAUUGCCUUCGUGGCGUGGAGAAUUUGGGGACGCAACAGGAACGACGGGGAUCACGAUGAAGACGACUUGAUGAACGCCGGCACCGCGGUCGGUUCCAACAUGCGCGAGAAAGCACCAAGCCCUGGAGCCAAUGGUACGCCAUUCAGGUCGACGCUCGACCAGUAUCACAACCCGGCUCCAGUGAAUGCUGCUUCCAAUUUCUAG
Messenger RNA from Rasamsonia emersonii CBS 393.64, 828 nucleotides. Its product is annotated as Cell wall protein. Lineage: Eukaryota; Fungi; Ascomycota; Eurotiomycetes; Eurotiales; Trichocomaceae. The annotation marks the transcript as partial. The transcript has a single exon. The record is from RefSeq and is a predicted model, not a curated record.